AUGACCGAUGCGCGAAUCACCGAUGCCCUCAACCGGCUGGUGGAGUUACAUGUUCCGGCCGAAGCAGGUGUCGCGCGUCAACAGCAGAUGGCGGAGCUAUGUAAGAGGAUGUUGGCAAGUCGCAUGCAACCGUCAGUUGUGGCCGAUGUAUCGCAUGUAUCAGACUUGAUCAAGAAGAAGCUGUUGAAGGACAACGAAACGCCCGAAGAUGCGCUGCGCUUUUCCAAUCUCUAUUCCCGUCUUCAGACCUCACCGGUUCUCCACAACAAAUGGGCUAUUCUUUACCUCCUAUACAACCUUUCGAAUAACGCAGAAAUCAAUGCCGCGGAUCCCGAAACGCGCGACAUAAAUGCGGCCUUUUCGUACAUGGGACUACACAAGAUCCCUGAGCGGACUUUGGAUGAUCCGGUGCAAUCAACAUUCUCUUCAACAGCCUCUUCGAGACCAGCACCGACCAAAACAAAGGCGCAGUUACUGGCAGAAUACAGACAGCAAAGAGCGAAAGAUCAUGCGGUACCUAGCGAAAAGACUUUACUGCGGGACAUCCCGUUCACGUUGCAAGGUCUACCGAGUACACACCUUCCAUUUUCGAAAUCAGAUACGCUCAGCUUUCCUGCAAAUUUACCACCACCUCUCAUCUCCCUGUUGCAUUCUCUUGCAGAGCCGGCAUUACUAUACAGACGUCUCAAUGCGUUCGUGAAUGAUGCGGAUAAAGGACAGAAAGGUGGAUUGGUGGGACAGAGUUUCCGUUCGGCGCUGGGAGCCGAGUUAACCAAGUAUCUCGGACUUGUAGCUGCGAUCGAGGGAGAAAUUCGGCGGGAACUAGUGGAUGCCGAGGAGAAUAUGAGUAUUGGAUCAGCACAGGCAGGGAUCACACUGAAACGUUGCGUGGCAUGGACGCGUGAGGCUACGAUGGGAUUGAGAUUAAUGUCGGUCAUGGUUGAGGCGAUUGAACAUCCGGAGCUCAAGGGUGGUGAGCUUAUCUCCGCCAUCCAUAAUUUCGGCACGCAUGGUGAUCCGUUCGUGAACACCUUUGCACAGAGAUUGGUAACGAAGAUCACGUUGCCGUUCUACGAGAUGCUGUGUCGGUGGAUCUACGAUGGUGAGCUUCUGGAUCCUUAUGAAGAAUUCUUUGUCCGAGACGCGGAGCCGAAUCAGCGUGGCGCGGUAUGGAAUGGGAAGUAUGUUCUUCAAACAGCCAUGAUCCCAGGCUUUAUGUCCGAGGCACUUGCGAAGAAAGUUUUUCUAACCGGAAAGAAUCUGAAUUUCCUUCGGUAUCAGUGCGGUGAUGCGGAAUGGGUCGAGAGGCACUCGCGUGAGGCGAGAGCUGCGUCUGAUGGCGGCGAGUAUGGCGAUAUUUCUGGGUCGUCUCUGGAGGCGAGUAUCGAUAAGGCGUAUACUACAACGACGUCGCGGUUGAUGGAUUUGAUGCGGAAUAGGUUCCAUCUCUUCCAUCAUUUGGGGGCGUACAAGCGGUAUUUGUUGCUUGGUCAAGGUGACUUCAUUGCGCUAUUGAUGGAGACGUUGGGAGACUCUUUGGAUAAACCGGCGAUCCUGUUGCAUAGACAUAACCUCACCUCUGCGCUCGAUACUGCGAUCAGAGAGUCGAAUGCGCAAUACGAGGAUGCAGAUGUCCUGCGGCGACUUGAUGCUCGUAUGCUGGAGCUAUCGCAUGGAGAGACCGGUUGGGAUGUCUUCACCCUUGAGUACAAGGUUGAGUCACCAGUCGACGUUGUCGUCACUCCCGAAUGUGCGCGCGGCUACCUCCGUGUCUUCAACUUCUUGUGGAGUAUCAAGCGCGUCGAAUACGCCUUGGCCGCAAUAUGGCGAAAGACGGCAACAGGCGCAAGGGGUGUUCUGAGGGAUAUGAGCCCAAGAAUGAAAGCAGAGUGGAUGAGGGCGCGAUGUCUGGGGGAGGAGAUGGUGCACUUUGUGUGUCAGUUGCAGUACUACAUCCUUUUUGAGGUGCUUGAGAGUUCUUGGGAUACGUUUCAAGCGGAGUGUACGAAGCCUGAUGCUACGCUUGACACCCUUAUUCAGGCACAUGCGACGUAUAUCUCGUCCAUUACGCAGAAGGGUCUCCUCGAUACCAGUCGAUUGGGGAAGGCAAACUCUUUCCUAUCGCAGCUGCAUGAGAUCUUCAAGACCAUUCUGGCUCACAAGGAUGCGAUGGACGCCCUCUACACAGUGGCGGUGAACGAGUUCACGCGUGUCGCUCAAGAGAAAGCAGAAGCUCAAUCCCGAACGGCACGUGGUGAGUGGGGUUACAUCGGUGCCUCUUCCAACCAAUCACAAGAAUCAUCGGAGUUGGACGUUUUGUGCGAGCGCCUGAAUGAUUUGAAAGCGAAUUUCAGCGCAAGACUCCAGGUACUACUGGGUGAUCUGGCAUAUCAGGCAGAUUCUGAGAUGAGGUUCUUGGGGGUGAGGUUGAAUUACAACGAGUUCUAUCAGCUGCCACAGCGGAGAACGAGGACGUCGAGGAAGGACGAGAGUGGCAAAGGCAGGGAAAGGACGACGACUGGCGACGAAGUGAAGGCCACUACAUGAUCACAAAGGUGAAGGAGAACUAGCACGAAGCAGAUAUUUGGGCAGGGAC
Messenger RNA from Saitoella complicata NRRL Y-17804, 2596 nucleotides. RefSeq lists its product as uncharacterized. Gene Ontology annotation, cellular component: mitotic spindle pole body; spindle pole; gamma-tubulin small complex. The record is from RefSeq and is a predicted model, not a curated record. The transcript has 3 exons. Bases 1 to 2547 code for a protein of 848 amino acids. NCBI's taxonomy places the organism in Eukaryota, Fungi, Ascomycota, Saitoellomycetes, Saitoellales, Saitoellaceae. Gene Ontology annotation, biological process: spindle assembly; mitotic cell cycle; cytoplasmic microtubule organization. Gene Ontology annotation, molecular function: microtubule minus-end binding; gamma-tubulin binding.